Zea mays is the source of this 2389-nucleotide messenger RNA. Its product is annotated as putative pentatricopeptide repeat-containing protein At3g23330. The transcript is spliced from 4 exons. Gene Ontology annotation, biological process: RNA modification. Lineage: Eukaryota; Viridiplantae; Streptophyta; Magnoliopsida; Poales; Poaceae. The coding region runs from base 412 to 1161 and encodes 249 amino acids. The record is from RefSeq and is a predicted model, not a curated record. Gene Ontology annotation, molecular function: zinc ion binding; RNA binding.
UAAGAGAGUAAACUGGACUAGAAUUUUACAUUCUAGGUGAUACAAUUUACUUUUAUUGGAUCUACUAGGAGAAUUUCAUAUAGGACUUGUAAAAUGCUUGGUUGUUUGUGUCUUUGUUUCCCUCUUUAUGAUCUGCUAAAACAAUGAGAUAUUCUGUUCUUGUAGACACUUAUGCUAAAAUGCCUCUAUGUUUCUGACUCUGAACAUGUCCAGAGUGCAUCACCUUGUCUAUUCAGUAUAAAGGGACAAUGCAGUUCUUACCCUUUCGUUGUGUUACUCAGGUGGAGCAUCUUCAAACAAGAACGACCAGGUACGGUUCCUCAAGUUGAUGAAAAGGUUGUCGUUUGUUCUUGAGCUGGACUUCGAGCUAUCCAAUGCCUCCUUCCCCUUCUCUGUCAAAGUCCAUUGGCAAUGGUGUGCAGUUCCUCAACGGGCACCUGUCAUCAAAGCCUCUUACAUGACAAGGAGAUCAUGUACCACUUUCUUAACUUCAUUUGCGUUCACAACUACAAGGGGAUGGUGCCACUAUUCAGGUUCCUGACCUCCCUGACAGGGGACACCUCUGAAGGAUAUAACAAGUGGGUCCAUAAAAAUACCAUGUUAGCUGAGGAAGUAGCCAAGAAAACAAUGGAGCUUGAACCUAGGAGCAUUGGGUCUCAUGUAGUAUUGUCAAAUAUGUAUUCAGCUUCUGGGAGAUGGAAUGAAGCAGCACACCUACGAGAAUCCAUGAGAAAAAAGGGUAUGAAGAAGGAUCCAGCUUGUAGUUGGAUUGAAGUGAAGAGCAAACUGCAUGUCUUUGUAGCUCAUGAUUGGUCCCACCCUUGGUAUGACAGGAUUAUUGAUGCACUGAAUGCUUUCUCAGAGCAGAUGGCACGCGAAGGUCAUGUACCCAAUACAGAGGAUGUUUUCCAGGAUAUUGAAGAAGAUCACAAGUCAUAUGUGUUAUGUGGUCACAGUGAGAAACUUGCUAUAGUGUUUGGUAUUAUAAGCACGCCUGCUGGAAAAAACAUUCGUGUGAUGAAGAAUCUCCGAGUCUGUAUUGAUUGGCACACAGUAACUAAAUUUAUUUCAAAGUUAGCUGAUAGGGAGAUUGUGCUGUGUGAUGCAAACCGUUUCCACCACUUUAAGGAUGGAAAUUGUUCCCGCGGGGACUUUUGGUGAUCGGGUAACCACUUGGGAUUAUCAUAUGUGUUGCGAUAUAAAGUGAAUUGCUUAUUUUUCUCUAUCAACUUAAGCUUUUAGGUUGAAUUGGUCGGAUCAUGCAACGAGUUUCAAUCAUUGCGAGAACAUUAGAGCCAUCUAAACACUAUAUGUUCUUACUCUUUGAUUAUAUUAAGGUAAACUUACUCUUCUUACUUUCAAUAGCUGCUCUAUCACUGUACAAAAUUCAGCUCGUUGAGUGUGUUGAGAUAUUUUUUGUACAUGAAAUUGCAGUUUCAUCUGCUUUUGAUGCCAAUUCUGCAAUCCAUCAAAGUACUAGCUACAGUGUGCUCAAUUUCUCAAAUUAUGUUUUCAUUGUUGAAUCAUGGUCACCUUAUCCCCACCUUGCAUAAAGAAUAAAGAAAGGUAUGGAUUCUUGAAGUGUGCUUCAAUAGUUAAUCAUCCAACCUCAAUGUCCACCUUAACAGUGGUAAACACUGAAUGAUAGCACCAAUACCCAUACUAUAUUGAAUGUAGCAUCACCUUGCAUUGUGUAGCUGUAUUGAAUAUAGCACCAACACUCAUACUUGUAAUCAUUUGACUGAGUGAGCACCCUGCAGCAAUCUUUUUCUGAAUCAAGAUCUUUCAUGGGCUGUUAUCUCAGUUUCUUCUCAUGUUUGACCAUAUGCUCAUAACAUUUGCUCCCUCUGUUCACAAAUAUAUUAGGUUGUUGACUUUUUUCUAAAACUUUGACAACUCAUCAUAUUUGGUGAACUUGACAAAUAUCUAUCUGAAGAUACAGAAAACGAUUGUCAUUCUCAUUUGGUGGAAGGUGCUUCUCCAAAGUGACAGGAUAGCUGGAUAAUGAGUGUGUCUGUGUGCAACCGGUGCUGCCUGUGUGUCUGUGCAUGUCCAUGUCCUCCUUUGGCGUUGGCGAUCUCCCUGUCUCCUUGUGUGCAAGUGCAACACUGGAAGUCUGCAAUCGGUGCUGGCGUGCUGCACUGCUGCCUGUGUCGAUUGUGUCUUUGUCUGUGUGUGCAUGAGCCAUAUCUCUGUCUCUAUUUGGCAUUGGCGUCUUGGGCUCUUGGAUCUUGGAGAAUUGUGAUUGGCGAUGUCCCUGUCUCCCUGUGAGUGUGUGCAACCGGUAAUAGCAGUAGCACUACUGCAGAGAACCUGAAUGUAUUUUUCAUGCUGCCAGCCUGCCAGUCUAUGAACUAUGAUCAAUGUGAAUCAAAACUUUGUAUUCAAA